This is a messenger RNA of Metarhizium robertsii ARSEF 23, 1230 nucleotides long. Its product is annotated as bar. Gene Ontology annotation, cellular component: cytoplasm. Gene Ontology annotation, molecular function: protein binding. The transcript has 3 exons. NCBI's taxonomy places the organism in Eukaryota, Fungi, Ascomycota, Sordariomycetes, Hypocreales, Clavicipitaceae. Bases 1 to 1230 code for a protein of 409 amino acids. The record is from RefSeq and is a predicted model, not a curated record.
AUGUCAUUUGCAAAAAAAUUGGACCGAGCCGUCCAAUGGGCCGGCGAGAAGAUGGGCUCAGAGGCCAAAACUGCACACUCGGAUGAGUUCCAGAGGCUAGAAGCUGAAAUGGCACUUCGUCAAGAAGGAAUGGAAAGCCUACAAAAGGCGACUACCGCAUAUUCGAAAUGGAUCUCUCGUCGAUGUGAUGCAUCUGAGGACAAGAGUCGAGCUCCUCCGACCGCUAUGCUUGGUCGUGCCAUGGUAGCGCAUGGCAAUGAUUUUGAACCGCAUUCGGAGUUUGGCAAUCACCUUGUGGCUGUUGGCCGUGCCAAUGAGCGAAUUGCGAACCUACAUAGCAACUACACCGAAGACGUCAAUGCCAACUGGCUCCAUCACUUGGAUCGAAACGUUGCCAUGAUGAAAGAGUUUCAGGUGGCUCGCAAGAAGCUAGAGAGCCGACGCCUUGCUUAUGAUGCCAGUGUUGCCAAAAUGCACAAGGCUAAACGCGAUGAUUUCCGUAUCGAGGAAGAAAUGCGUGUCAGCAGAACCAAGUUUGACGAUGCUAGCGAGGAUGUUAUGCGUCGCAUGCAGGACGUUCAAGACACAGAGGCGGAGUCGAUUGGUGCCCUGAACUCAUUUUUGGAAGCUCAACUCAAUUAUCACGAAAGAGCCGCCGAGGAACUUCGACGUAUCCGCCAGUCACUAGUAGACGGCGGCCGAGCAGACUCCCCCCAACUUGACGAAAUUCGCAUCUCCCGAACCCGGUCUUCUACCGCAACAUCUUGGCACAAAACAAGACAAGUCUCUUCGGAGCAAUUGAGUCCAGCCGAGAGACUACCUAUUCGUCGCUUGGCAAGCUCCCAGGCUGCCCAGCCGCCCCCGCCUCUGCCGGCACCUUCCCAAGAUCCGCGCCAAUCGUUGGUCCGUGCUGCUACAUUUGGUGAACGAACUCCAUUAGCAUCUACGGGCACUAGAAUGCCAACUUUAGCGCGCACUGCGACUGACAGGAGUUCGCAUACUAGUCCUUCCGAGGAUAUUUUUAGAGAUGAUGAGUCUACCGGCAGCGGAGAUGGAAGCGCUGGAUGGGGCAAUCGUAGUACGAGUUCUGCUACCAGCUACGACAGCUCGUCUCGAAUGACAAGUGGCCAUGAAGUCAAGAAGGCACCUCCUCCACCACCACCUGUGAAUAGAGCAAAGAAGCCUCCUCCACCGCCCGUACCGGCUCGCCGGGCUCAUUUGGGAUAUUAA